AUGGCCUUGCCAAAAAGAAUCAUAAAGGAAACAGAACGCCUUUUGGCGGAGCCGGUUCCUGGCAUCACAGCGGUACCUCACGAAGACAACCUGCGGUAUUUCGAUGUUACCAUCCAUGGUCCAGCACAGUCUCCAUACGAAGGUGGAAUUUUCCGUCUCGAGCUCUUCUUGCCUGAAGACUACCCGAUGACUCCCCCUAAGAUCCGGUUCCUUACCAAGAUCUACCACCCUAACAUCGACCGUCUUGGGCGGAUUUGCCUCGACGUCCUGAAGAGCAACUGGUCUCCGGCCUUGCAAAUCCGUACGAUCCUGCUAUCAAUUCAGAUCCUGCUAGGAGCCCCAAACCCUGAUGAUCCCCUUGCGAACGACGUGGCCCAGCGAUGGAAGGAGGACGAGGCAGCCGCAAUUCAGACCGCGAAGGAAUGGACUAGGACCCAUGCAAUGACUUAG
Messenger RNA from Aspergillus calidoustus, 450 nucleotides. NCBI's taxonomy places the organism in Eukaryota, Fungi, Ascomycota, Eurotiomycetes, Eurotiales, Aspergillaceae. The record is from the annotation of a GenBank genome assembly.